AUGGAUUUGACAGAUGAACAACAAACUAUUCUUAAGAAGGAAUGUGAAAAUCUUAGUAUAAAGUUAGAUGCUCAAGAAUUAAUUCACAACGAUAAACAUAUGGAACUUACUUUGUCCCUAGAAAAUAAAGUCAAAGAAGAAAUAAAUCAUACUGACUGUAAUAAUGAAAAAUUGUGUAGAAUAUGUUUAUCAACAAAAGGCAAUUUAUUUACAAAAACAUCAUAUUUAUAUGAAGAUAUCUUAUACAUGUAUUCAUCGAUAACAUCAAUAGAAGUGAAUUCUGAUGAAGUUCCCUUCCAGAUAUGUGAGCUUUGUAAAAACGACCUCAGCUUUUGCUACGAUUUUAAGAACAAAUGUCAAAAAUCGGAUAUAGCUUUCAAAUUUCUAAUUGGUGAAUUAAGAACUGAAGAGGAAAUUGGCACAAGGUCAAUUACUGACUAUAAGGUGAAAGAAAACGAUAAUGAACACUAUGACACAAAAGAAGAACUGGAAGAGCAUGAAGAUAUACAGUAUUUGGAUGAUAUAAACGAAUUUGAUGAUGACGGAGACGACAUUACAUUAAAUUUGAUAAAAAAUGCAGAACAGGCUAGACAGAACAAUGCAAACAUCUCUAUAACAGAUUCAAGUACUUUCCAUAAAAAAAUUUCAUCAAAGAGAAACCAUAAAGUAGUUAAUGCAAAAAAGAAAUCACAUUUUUGUUCAUUGUGUUCUAAGAAAUUUCUAAAAGCGAAGACAUUGAAAGCCCACAUCAAAAGCGAACAUGGGUCAGAGAAACUUCCACACGACUGUGACCAAUGCAAUGAGUCAUUUAAUUCCGAGCAUGAUUUGCGUUUGCAUUCAAGUUUGCAUGCAAAAAGUGCCACAUGGAUUUGCAUCGAGUGCCAUAAGACAUUUGAAGUUAGAUCUGGACUGCGGCGACACAUCCAGCGACACAUGCAGACGAAGCGGCACGAGUGCGGCGCGUGCGGCAAGGCGUUCGCCGAGCGUUACGCGCUGCGCCGCCACGCGCGAGUGCACACCGGCGAGCAGCCCGACAAGCGCCACGCCUGCACCAUAUGCGACAAGAGGUAUAAUACGAGCGCGCUCCUCGCGUCACACAUGUCUAGGCACAGCGGCGUGCGGCCGUGCGUGUGCAGCUGCGGCAAGUCGUUCCCGUCGCAGCGCCUGCUCGCCUCGCACCGCCUCGUGCACUCCGACCGCAAGCCCUACGCCUGCCAGUACUGCGACAAGACUUUCCGACAUGAGUCAACACGGAACACCCAUCAUCGGACACACACGGGCGAGAAACCAUUCAUCUGUGCUUCGUGUGGAAAGACCUUCAUUCAGCGUUCCAACCUUGUACUGCACAUGCGCACACACACUGGAGAGAGGCCGUAUUCCUGCAAGAUGUGCGACCGCAAAUUCGCUUCGGGUUCAUCAUUGAAGACUCACGUGAGGACUCACACCGGAGACAAGCCCUACGCCUGUCCAGUUUGCGAGAAGAGAUUCGCGCGUCAAGACAUGCGCGCACACAUGGCGCAGCACACGGGCGUGCGGCCGCACGCGUGCGCGGUCUGCUCCAAGCGCUUCGCCAGCGCCUGGCGGCUGCGGGACCACUGUCGACAACAUACUGGUGAAAAACCAUACGAAUGCGCGUUCUGCACGGAUGUAUUUGCAACAAAAUCUAGGCUGAUGAAACACUUUAAAGUGCACCAGAAUCAAAAGAAAUCAACAGAGAAAAAAGAGGAAGUGUACAUAGUUCGAGAACUCGACUUGACCACCAACUCGAUUAUCGUGACCAAUGAAGUAGUAUGUUCCGAAGAUAAAAAAGAUACGACAAAUGUCGAUGUCGAUGACGAUGAAAAUACUAAAAGUGAUGCAACCACAAGUCAGAAACUAAAUAUUGCUCAAGCUGAGAAACUAGAUAUCGCUAAAAAUAAGAAACUUGAUAUCGCUCAAGGUCAAAAACUUGAUGUCGUUCAACAUCAGAAGCUAGAAAUCGCUCAAGACAUGCCAUUAGAAGUAACAGAAGAAGUUGUAUUGCAAGAGGAUAGCGAUAUAAAGCCCGAAAUAUUAGUGGUACAGAACGUGCAAAAUAAUGGCGAUUAUCAAACAAGUGAUAUAUGCUUGACUGCAGAUGGUGUUAAUUUUGUCAAUGACAUAAAUUGCAGUGGUGACGUCAACUUUGUUACGGUAAAUGAAGAAGGAGUAAGUAUUGCCUCGAGUGCUGUGCUAGAGGGCACCACUGUCAAGCUGUAUCAGUUAGACCAAAGCCUAGUUCAAAUACAUAGGUCGGGUAAACAAUUAACCAUUAGUAAAGUAACUAGUAAAAUGGCAGAUAAUUUAUAA
Messenger RNA from Parnassius apollo (apollo), 2328 nucleotides. Lineage: Eukaryota; Metazoa; Arthropoda; Insecta; Lepidoptera; Papilionidae. The record is from the annotation of a GenBank genome assembly.